CCAUUGCGUUUUAAAGUAAUGCAGUCAUUACAGUCUUUAUUUACUUCUAAGAUGGAUAACAGGUUUGAUUAAAUAAACGCAGUUAACGGAGGAGAAAACGGUAUCAUGAAAUGGAGAUGACUCGGACCAGACCGUCCUUGUAUGGAGAAAUCGCUCAAGGUCUUGGCUUCUGGACGGACCGGUCAGCCGUGCAUGAGGCUGCUUCACAGGGCAGGGCGCUCCAGCUGGAGCAGCUGAUCCAGGGGGGGGCAGCCGUUAACAUCGUGGCAGUAAGCUCCAUUACCCCCCUGCAUGAAGCAUGUAUACGGGGACACACCAAAUGUGUUAGACUUCUGCUGGAUGCUGGUGCACAGGUAGAUGCUCGGAACAUCGAUGGCAGCACCCCGCUAUGUGAUGCCUGUGCAGCCGGCAGCCUUGAAUGUGUCAAGCUGCUGUUGGAGUACGGAGCAACAGUUAAUCCUCCAAUGUUUACCUUCACACCGCUACAUGAAGCUUGCAUGGGAG
This is a messenger RNA of Notothenia coriiceps (black rockcod), 504 nucleotides long. It is a transcript of the gene asb13b, whose product is annotated as ankyrin repeat and SOCS box containing 13b. The transcript is spliced from 3 exons. The record is from RefSeq and is a predicted model, not a curated record. The annotation marks the transcript as partial. Gene Ontology annotation, molecular function: protein binding. NCBI's taxonomy places the organism in Eukaryota, Metazoa, Chordata, Actinopteri, Perciformes, Nototheniidae. Gene Ontology annotation, biological process: positive regulation of protein catabolic process; protein ubiquitination.